Molecule: messenger RNA, 657 nt
Organism: Solanum tuberosum (potato)
Lineage: Eukaryota; Viridiplantae; Streptophyta; Magnoliopsida; Solanales; Solanaceae
Product: MLP-like protein 28
Exons: 2
Coding region: 77-517 (146 amino acids)
Biological process (GO): defense response
Source: RefSeq, a predicted model, not a curated record
AAGAUUAUUAGUUCUCGAUAUUUUUUCACCAUUUUCUUUUCACAACUUAUAAUUGUCACUUUGAGAAAAAAGAAAUAUGGGCCUAAAAGGUAAGUUAAUUGCUUCAAUAGAAGUAAAGUGUGGAGGACACUUGAUUCAUGAUAUUUUUCACACCAAUGCGCAUCAUGUACCCACUAUAAGUCGUGCUUUCAAUCGAUUUGAGAUUCAUGAAGGUGAAAUCGUAAAAAUUGGUUCAAUUAUUAGCUGGAAUUAUAAUGACGGUGGACAAAACAAGUUUACAAAGCAAAUUAUUGAAGACAUCGAUCCUCAUAAGAAAUCAAUCCGUUGGAAAAUCAUUGGAGGAGAUGUGUUGGAGAUGUAUAAUUCUUUUACUAUUGCAGUAUCUUGUGAACCUCAAUGGGUAACAUGGACAAUUGAGUACGAAAAGAAAACCGAAGAUACUCCAGAACCCCUCAUUGAAUUGGGUAUUAUCCUCGACUUAAACAAGGAUAUAGAGGGUCACCUUGUCAAGAAUUAAAAGCUCUAUCUAUCUUUUGUGUGUGUGUGUUUACACACAUACAUAUCUAUGUGUGUUUAUAUGAUGAAUAAUUGACAAUAUUGGCAAGUUUUAGCCGUCUUGUAAAAUAAAUAAUAUUGUGUUUGAAUAAUAUAUUUUAU